Choloepus didactylus (southern two-toed sloth) is the source of this 4708-nucleotide messenger RNA. RefSeq names its product gamma-aminobutyric acid type A receptor subunit beta2 (gene GABRB2). The transcript has 10 exons. Gene Ontology annotation, cellular component: neuron projection; membrane; GABA-A receptor complex. Gene Ontology annotation, biological process: monoatomic ion transmembrane transport; regulation of membrane potential; signal transduction. Bases 49 to 1473 code for a protein of 474 amino acids. Lineage: Eukaryota; Metazoa; Chordata; Mammalia; Pilosa; Megalonychidae. The record is from RefSeq and is a predicted model, not a curated record. Gene Ontology annotation, molecular function: extracellular ligand-gated monoatomic ion channel activity; neurotransmitter receptor activity; GABA-A receptor activity.
GGAUCUCCUCUCUUCAUUGAAACCCUCAAUCCCGUCAAAACUAGAGGGAUGUGGAGAGUCCGGAAAAAGGGCUACUUUGGGAUUUGGUCAUUCCCCUUAAUAGUCGCUGUCGUCUGUGCGCAGAGUGUCAAUGACCCUAGUAAUAUGUCGCUGGUUAAAGAGACGGUGGAUAGACUCCUGAAAGGCUAUGACAUUCGUCUGAGGCCAGAUUUUGGAGGUCCCCCCGUGGCCGUGGGAAUGAACAUUGACAUCGCCAGCAUCGAUAUGGUUUCCGAAGUCAAUAUGGAUUAUACCUUGACAAUGUACUUUCAGCAAGCCUGGAGAGAUAAGAGGCUGUCCUAUAAUGUAAUACCUUUAAACCUAACUCUGGACAAUAGAGUGGCAGACCAGCUCUGGGUGCCCGAUACCUACUUCCUGAACGAUAAGAAGUCAUUUGUGCAUGGAGUGACUGUCAAGAAUCGCAUGAUCCGUCUGCACCCUGACGGGACGGUGCUCUAUGGUCUCAGAAUCACAACCACAGCUGCCUGCAUGAUGGACCUCAGGCGGUACCCAUUGGAUGAACAAAACUGCACCCUGGAAAUUGAAAGCUAUGGAUAUACAACCGAUGACAUUGAGUUUUACUGGCGUGGAGACGAUAACGCAGUAACAGGAGUGACAAAGAUUGAACUACCACAGUUCUCUAUCGUAGAUUACAAACUUAUCACCAAGAAGGUGGUGUUUUCCACAGGUUCCUAUCCCAGGUUGUCCCUCAGCUUUAAACUGAAGAGAAACAUUGGUUACUUUAUCCUGCAAACGUACAUGCCCUCCAUCCUGAUCACCAUUCUGUCCUGGGUCUCCUUCUGGAUUAAUUAUGAUGCUUCUGCUGCAAGAGUGGCAUUAGGAAUCACAACUGUCCUCACAAUGACCACGAUCAACACCCACCUCCGGGAAACUCUCCCUAAAAUUCCCUAUGUGAAGGCCAUUGACAUGUACCUGAUGGGGUGCUUUGUCUUCGUUUUCAUGGCCCUUCUGGAGUAUGCUCUCGUCAACUACAUCUUCUUUGGGAGGGGACCCCAACGCCAAAAGAAGGCAGCUGAGAAGGCCGCUAGUGCCAACAAUGAGAAGAUGCGUCUGGAUGUAAACAAGAUGGAUCCCCAUGAGAACAUCUUACUGAGUACCCUUGAGAUAAAGAAUGAAAUGGCCACGUCUGAGGCGGUGAUGGGACUUGGAGACCCGAGGAGCACAAUGCUGGCCUAUGACGCCUCCAGCAUCCAGUACCGGAAACCCGGGCUGCCCAGGCAUAGCUUUGGCCGAAACGCCCUGGAACGACAUGUGGCACAAAAGAAAAGCCGCCUGCGGAGACGUGCUUCCCAACUGAAAAUCACCAUCCCCGACUUGACUGAUGUGAAUGCCAUAGAUCGGUGGUCCCGCAUUUUCUUCCCAGUGGUUUUUUCCUUCUUCAACAUUGUCUAUUGGCUUUACUAUGUGAACUAAAAUACGGCAUCCUGCAAGAAGCAAGGACUUGAUUCCUCCUCAAACCCGUUGUACAGCCUGACGUAGGACUGGGAAAACACAUCAAUUGAGGACAAAAGUGAUGCUAAAAUACCUUAGUUGCUGGCCUAUCCUGUGGUCCAUUUCAUGCCAUUUGGGUUGCUUCUUCUGAGUACUGAAUACACCAAGGUUCCUUAUGGUUUUCCAGUUAAAAUGAAAGUGACUUGUACGCAUGUGGGCAAGAUUAAUGCUGAGAGUUCUGCUUUAUCUGCAUAGGAUUCAACCUACACGUGAGGGCAGUUAUUCAGAAGCAACUUGGAACACGAUGGAGUCCUGCUGUCCCUCCAUUCCAGCUAUCAGAGAACAAAAAGAAAUGGCUUAUCUCCAGCUUUCUGAGUUUUCCCCAAGGUGGGAUGGUCAUUUUUUCACCAGCAUCGGGAACUCUGGCCUUUAUUGUUUGGUUAAACACUUGAACACCUCUGAGUUUGACCUUGAGGUAGAAUUUGAACAAAGUUCUGCCAAUAGACUCAGAGUAGAGAUUCCUCAAGUUUCUCCAGGGACACACUUUCUCCUAGGCAAUGAUUUUGGGGCAUCCCAGUAAUAAUAUUGCCUGCCCCUUGUUGCCAGGGGUUAAAGCUUGAGUAGAUAUUAUCAGGAGAGAGCAUAUUGAUAACUCAGGUGCACAACUACAAAUGCCAUUCCAGAAAGGUUUUUCUAGAGACAACUCAGAGCCCAAGUCUGGAAGUGGGCUCUUAUUUGCAAUUAUUGUAAAAGCCAUAAAAAUCCUUGAUAUUGUCAUCUAUAGUUACAACAAAAUUUUGAACAUCCAGGGAAGACAACAGACUGACCUAGAUCAAAGUGGAGAGAAAUAACUUCAUAGCAUGAGCCUCAAAAGCCUAUGAACAGGAAUUCAUUUCUGCUGCCGAUAAUAAGAAGACACUAGGAAAAGUAGAAAAGAUCGGGACUUUGAAACAAAUGCCCUAGAACAGAAACCAUAUAUUGGUAUCCAAUAACCAUGUAGAUAGAAACAAAUGACUCAUCCUGCUUAGAGAAAACAGUUGAUGUGGAAUUUAUUCUUCAACUAUACUUUUACUCUAACUGAACUGGAAUGCAGUCGUCAAAUGAAAGGAUGUGUGUGUGUGCACUAGGUCUGGUAAGUCUACAAAGACCAAUUAGCUUGACAUCCAGUGAUUAAAGAAAAGGACCACAAAGGUGUGUCUUGGCAAUCCUGAUAUUGUGUUACUAUCAGUUUAUACAUAUAUGUAUAGAUUUUUCUUUUGAGUAUAAAACAGCUAGAUAGCCAGCAAUUAAGGUGUUUUCUCAUCUUUAUGAAAUUAAUUGGCAAAUUCUGACUCUAAACUGCACAGUCGAUAUGAAAACUUUGAUCUCAAUCUGUAUAUAUAUAUAUUGUACAUGACUGCUAGUAGGUAUGAAAUGCAUUUUCAGAAUUGAAAACUCAUGCAACAUAAUCAUGUGUUUGCAUAAGGAAUGUUACAAUUCUUUCUAUUGCAAUUUAAUAACAGGGGAAAAGACUCAAGCAGUGCCAUCUAGACCUUUUCUCUUCUCAUUUCUUAAAACGCAGUGCUAAGUAAAAAAAUAAAAAUGGUUUAUGAACCAAAAGAUGUUACAUUCUAGCAUUAGGAACAAAAAAAAAUUCUGUCAGCUUACAAAAGCACAACACAUAGAGAAAGUGCAGUGGAAUGUAAUAGGGAAAUGAAUCAUGCUUCUUUUAAGCAAGACCUGUAUUAAAUUGGCAACUAAGACAAUUUUCAUUUUUUAUAGGUAACUGUAUUCCAGUUUUAUGAUUAACUUCAUAUUCAACAACAAAACUGCAAAACAGCACCAACAAAAGCAGGUCUUACAAUAAUAUAUUACAUGUAUAUAUGUGUAUAUAUAGAUCCAUAUAAACGUACAUACAUAUGUAUGCAUUCCUAUGUUGGAAAAGAAGAGGAAUAAGCCAAUAUGUUCUGUUUCUUUCAUUAAGCCAGCAUAUGAAUGUUUUUAAUUUGACAACCAACAAAUCGACAUAUUGAAACAAGUAAUACAGGGUACUGAACAUUUCUCAAUCAGCAAAUCAAUGCCUACCGUUCUUAUGAACCAUUGCACAGUUUGACACUACAAUAGUACUGUACCUCGGAACAUCGAGAAUUAACUAGUUCUCACGUUGCUUGUCUAAUUGCUUUCUUUUUAAAGGAAGCAAAUAGCACUGUCCAUUGGUGAUUUUAAUACAAAAAUGUCUUAAGAAAACAACAACAAAAAAAUGAUUUUAAAACAUCCUCCUAGGAGGAGAAAAAAAAAAAAAAAAAACAAGACUCUAAACCCCACCAUGUUGGUUAGGGAAAAAUACUCUCAACUGUAGCAAUUAUGCCAUUUUGCCAAGUGUACAGAGUACAUGUAAUGUGUGCAACCAUAACUUCCACUGAACGUGUGUAAAUAUUAAAUCAGAUUUCUUAAAUAUUUUUAACUUCUAAUUUGUAUUUUAUGGUAAGGCAAAGUGCUAAUUCUGCUUAUGGCUUAAGUUCAUGUGUUAUAAUAUUAUGUAAAUAAUUAAACAUGCUGUAAAUUAAUAGUCAAUAGAUGCAAAUAAUUGUCUAGUUUUUUCUUAAUUUUUAUUUAUUUUUUACUAAGUACAAUUACUGCAGUACUCCAGCAGAGUAAUUUAAACACCCUUUUGCAUAAAUGUUAGGAUCCCAGGCAGAAGUUUCAACUUGCCAACACACACACACACUCACACACACACAUUCACACACACACAAACUCACACACUCGCCCGCUCACUCACCCCCACUUUCUGCCCCUCUAUUGGAAAUGCUGUAGUGUUUAUCUAGUCAAUGUAACAAAUAACAAUGAAGAGAUAACCUUAGAAAUGGCUAAUAAGAAAACCAGAAAUGAUCAUUGAUAGCUUAAUAGAAUCUUUUAUAUGUCAGGGUUCAAGAAACCAAAGGUUGUAACUCAGAUCUAAAUCUUCAAAGAGUAAAGGUUUAAUUGAUGGCACUAUAGGAAAUAAGAAAUGUUUAUUCAUACCUGCUCUGGAAAUUUGUUACACACAAUACAUAAUAGUAUACAUUUUUUUAAAUAAUGGCCUUUCGUCCUUAGAUAGUAUUGUUCCCUUAAACCAAAGACUCCAGAAUUAUUAAAAAACAGAAACAGGAAGGAAAAAGGGGAAAAGUGGAAAAAAAAAAAAAAAAAAAAGACAUUGCUUCACACCAAAGGUUUAAAAAAUAUUUUUCCAAAUGUA